Messenger RNA from Manis pentadactyla (Chinese pangolin), 2884 nucleotides. It is a transcript of the gene TRIM21, whose product is annotated as tripartite motif containing 21. Lineage: Eukaryota; Metazoa; Chordata; Mammalia; Pholidota; Manidae. Gene Ontology annotation, molecular function: protein binding; zinc ion binding. The transcript is spliced from 7 exons. The record is from RefSeq and is a predicted model, not a curated record. The coding region runs from base 503 to 1930 and encodes 475 amino acids.
GAAAGUGAAAUAGGGAGAAACCGGCCGCUGAGUGCACGGGAAGGCGAGUGGACCUGGCUGCUCCAAGGUACGCCAGCCUCCUCCCCAGCCCUGAAGGGCCCCUUCCCCCCGUCGUCCCCAGCCCUAGAGCCUGCGGCCCCAGUUCUCCGGUCACCCCCGCCGGCAGCAGCUCUUCCCUACGGCGGGGACUCGGGGAGGCUGGGCUGCAAACAGACUCCAGUCCAGGGCUGGGAGGGGAGGGAGCGACGGCCGCCCUGCUGCUGACACCUGAGCUGGGAGAACCAGGUUGAGCCGGAGCGCCCGUGUCCGUGUUGGCUGAGUCGGCAGGCCUGGAGACCCCGGCGGCAGGAAGCCCCCUUCUGGAGACGGCAGGGGCAGGGCUGUUUUGGCUGUCAAGAGAAGUCUGGGUCUGUGCAGCUGAUAGAAGAGCCCAGGGAGCGCACCACCACUACUGUGUGCACGCCACAGCAGGAUCCCCACAGUGCUGCUUAAUAGGACGCUGAUGGCUUCAGCAAUGCCCUUGGCCAUGAUGUGGGAGGAGGCCAUGUGCCCUAUCUGCCUGGACCCCGUGGUGGAGCCUGUGAGCAUCGACUGCGGGCACAGCUUCUGUCAAGAAUGCAUCUCUCAGGUCGGGGCGGAUGGCGGCAGCAUCUGUCCUGUGUGCCGGCACACCUUCCUGCUCAGGAACCUCCGGCCCAAUCGGCAGCUAGCCAACAUGGUGGACAACCUCAAACAAAUCAGCCAGGGCACCAAGGAGGGCACCCAGGGUGAGCGGUGUGGGGUGCAUGGAGAGAAACUUCACCUAUUCUGUGAGAAAGAUGGGAAGGUCCUUUGCUGGGUGUGUUCCCAGUCCCGGAAACACCGGGACCACCCCAUGGUCCCUAUCGAGGAGGCUGCUCUGGAGUACCAGGAGAAGCUCCAGAUGGCGUUAGGGAAACUGAGAAAAGAGCAGGCGUUGGCUGAGAAGUGGGGAGUGGAUAUCGCAAUGAAGAGAACAGCCUGGAAGGGGAAGAUUGAAACACACAAACUGAGGAUUCAUGCAGAAUUUAUGCAGCAGAAGAACUUCCUGGCUGAAGAGGAAAAGAGGCAACUACAGAAGCUGGAGAAGGAGGAGAGGGAACAGCUGAGAAUCUUGGGGGAAACUGAGGCCAGGCUGUCCCAGAAGAUCCAGGCCCUGCAGGAGCUGAUUGCAGAGCUGGAGAGAAGGAAUCGGGGCUCAGCGCUGGAGCUGCUGCAGGAGGUGAAAAGUGUCCUGGGAAGGAGUGAAUCCUGGAAUCUGAAGGAGCUGGACAUUGUCUCCCCAAACCUGAGGAGUGUGUGCCACGUGCCGGGGCUGAAGAAGAGGCUGAGGGCGUGUGGAGUAUACAUCACUCUGGAUCCACACACAGCCAACCCGUGGCUCAUCCUUUCAGAGGAUCGGAGACAAGUGCGUCUUGGAAACACGCAGCAGGAAGUGCCUGAAAAGGAGGAGAGAUUUGAUACUUAUCCCAUGGUCCUGGGUGCCCAGUGCUUUUGCUCUGGAAAGCUUUACUGGGAGGUGGAUGUGACAGGAAAGGAGGCCUGGGACCUGGGGGUUUGUAGAGACUCUGUGCAGAGGAAGGGGCAUUUUGUGCUCAGCCCUGAGAAUGGCUUCUGGACAAUUUGGCUGUGGAACAAACAAAAAUAUGAGGCUGGCACCUAUCCCCAGACUCCCCUUUCCCUUCAGGUGCCUCCAUGCCAAAUUGGGAUAUUCCUGGACUAUCAGGCCAGCACUGUCUCCUUCUACAACAUCACUGACCAUGGCUCCCUCAUCUACACUUUCUCUGAAUGUGCCUUUGCUGGACCUCUGCGGCCCUUCUUCAAUGCUGGUUUCAAUAAUAAUGAAAGGAAUGGAUCCCCUCUGACCCUCUGUCCACUGAGGAAUGAAUGGUCUGGAUCCACUGACUGUUGACAACUCUCCCUGGAUACCAACACCCCCUCUGUUGGUAGCCACUGACCCUGCCUCAUGUUGUUCCCAUGAGCUCUGAACCACUUCGUCUCUGCAGAGGUGUCAGGAUGCCAGCAAGCAGACUUUGGCAGGGAGGUCUCUGGAAGUCUGUCUUAUGACCUUCAACAUCAAUAUUCCUGCCCUAGAAUGCUUUAUAACUCCCUCCAUAAAACUACUUAUAUAUGGCCUAAACUCAUCUAAAUCAAACAAAACAUGUUUCUGCCUUCCUUAUGUGUCUCAAGUUUUGUGUCUUCCUCUCCAUCUCCAGGCUUCUGCUAAGAUGUCUAUUAUAUACAUUGCAUAGUUUACAAACGGAUUUAUAAACUGGGCCUCGUCUAUUCCACUUAAUCCCUGUACACAUGUAUGAUUAUCUCUCUGACAUAUACACAUCUGAUUAUAAGUGGCUCCACACUGCCUACUGAUAAACAGCUAUACUUUUUAAAGGCUGGAUUAUGCAUGCCUCAGACUUCCAUGUUAAAUAUCCAGCCUGUUGUACUCCCCCAUUCCUGCUGUGUUCUCCCAACUACAUCUUGUUGAUAAUGGAGUUGGUUAAAGGGCAUAUCAACUUAAAUAGAAAGUGUAAUAGUUUUUUAAUGUGUCAAUUUAGGCCAUAAGGCCCCUGUUUUUCAAUCAAACACUAACCUAGAUGUGUUAGUGUGAAGGUAUUUUGUAGAUGUCAUUAAAGCCCAAGGUCAUUUGUAUUUAAGGAACAUUAAAUUAGACCCAGCCACCUUAUCCAGGACAAUCAGGAAAGGCCUUCAGAGUAGAACUGAAGCUUCCCAGAAAAAGGACAGGCAUGAACUGAAGCUGCUCUUCACAGGUAAACAGUUCCAGCCGGGCCUAUGGAUUUAAGACUUGCCUUGUCAGCCCCCACAAUUAUGUGAAUGAACUCCUUCAAUAAAUCUCUUAAUACUUAUC